Messenger RNA from Aspergillus calidoustus, 661 nucleotides. The record is from the annotation of a GenBank genome assembly. NCBI's taxonomy places the organism in Eukaryota, Fungi, Ascomycota, Eurotiomycetes, Eurotiales, Aspergillaceae.
UCUCCUUUCCUUCAUCAUGUCCCAACAACAUUCGUCUUCAUCUCCCGAUGCCUCCAACUCCCCCCAAGUCGCCGGACACCCCUCCUCCGAUCCCUCCCGCACCGCCGAACUCGCCAGUCUUAAGGUAAAGCUGCGCGCUGCCCUGCGCCAGUUUCCUGAUUUCCCGUCCCCAGGCAUCCUGUUCGAAGAUAUCCUUCCUAUUUUCGCCGACUACACUCUGCACGAAGCCCUCAUCCGCUGCCUGGAGCUCCACGUCCUUGAGAUCCACGCUAAUGAAAAGCCCGAUGUUAUCGUCGGCCUCGAGGCCCGAGGCUUCCUUAUCGGCCCCAGUCUGGCUCUGAGACUCGGCGCCAGCUUCGUUCCGGUCCGCAAGCAGGGCAAACUGCCGGGUCCAUGUGAAACCCAGGCUUAUGACAAGGAGUACGGUCAGGACUUUUUCCAAAUGCAGUCCGACUCUAUCAAGCCCGGCCAGAAGGUGAUCGUUGUGGACGAUAUCAUUGCGACUGGCGGCUCGGCAUACGCAGCGGGAGAACUUAUCAAGAAAAUGGGCGGAAGUCUUAUGGGUUUCGUUUUCAUGCUUGAACUUGAAUUCCUCAAGGGACGGGACAAGCUGCCUGCUCCAGUUUACACUCUUCUUUCCGGCCAGGAGGCGAAAGCCUAA